CGACAGUCCGCACGUGCGGUUCGCUCGUGCAGUACCCACGCGCGGCCAGCGAGUCGUCGUCGUUCCCCGGCGCGCGUGAAAUAAGGCGACUGGAUUCACCGUGAGCAAUCGUUGGUUAUACAAUAACGCACAGUCAGAUAUCGCAGCCGACUCCUUAUCGGCAUAUCCUCUCCGGGAGAACGAGGGGGAGAGAGAGAGAGAGCGAGAGGACAAGCGCGCAUCCUGUCUAUCUGGAACAAUAAGAAAAAAAUCACAUCAGUGAUGGACGAGCAUCUCACCCACACGGCAUAGACGACGCAGUGCUCGCUUGCCCCGCAGUCAUGCAAGGAGACGUAGCGACGCUCCUGCGCGAGCUCGCGGACUUCCUGGACGGACUGAGCGGUAUCCAGCUGCCAGAGGCGAUUGAGUCUACCCGCGAGUCUUUGCUCGAGCGGUCGCGGACGAUCCUCGAGCACAGCGACUCCCUGCAGCCUUAUCUCGACAUGAACGUUCGCGCCGAGCUCCGCGAAACCGACCGAUCUGCGGAAUAUGUCAGUGCCGAUAGACAACAGGAGCAACGGAGCUCGCUGCAGCACUACUACGAGACUUUCCAGGAAUAUCACAAGAGCGACGCUAAGGACGAGGGAAGCAAGACUGACCGCAACAGCCCGUUGGACAACGUGGUCUUACUCUAUGCCGGCUUCUCGUCCAGCCAAGCGAAAGCGCACUCAGCUAAAUCCGGCAGCCUCGAGCAUCUCAGACGCGAGCGUAAAGUCUUCGCACCGUUCAAUUUCAUCUGGCUGAACAGGCACAGCUGGGUGAGCUUAGUCGGCAUUCACCUCCUGCUAUUCGCGAACGACCGUGAAUCUCGGCCCUACAUCGUCAUCCCACUUCGUGGCUACAAAAGUCGAGCAGCUCCGGAUGCUUUAUCUCGCGAUCCAAGAAGGAGCGAGGGUGCUUUCGAGAUCUACUGCCCUGGCGAGCGAACCUUUCAAUUCAUCGCGAAAAAUUCGCAGGAGAUGCGCGAAUGGGUAGAUGCUAUCAACGAGAGUCUCGAGCCUAGCGACAUGAAAGUCAAAGUGAGAAAAACUACUUUCGCCGAGAUUCUCGAGUUGGAAUCGAACGAAAGGAGGUGCAUUGAAAGGAUAAGAGAAGAGGCCGAGAAGUAUCAGGAUGUCUUGAACUCGCCGAAGGCAAAAGUCAAAGAUAAGCAAGUCUCAACAAAGGCUGUUACGCCUGAAAAAGAGAGGGCUGAGGCGACGAAAAUCGAGGAAGCGCCUCCGUUACCAGUCAGAACCGAAAGAAGACGUUUGCCCUCGUUACCAUCCCAGGAAAAACUCUCGUUUGAGCCGAAGGAUGAAAUUUACGACGAAGGAGGACUUUACCAUAGAAUCGAAGAUAUAAAAGCGCAAAGAGAAUAUCAGAAUUGCAAAAUUGUUAAGAGCAGUGCUGCCAAAGUCGUUCAAGAAACUUACGACGACGUGGAAACGUUCGUUGAUGAAUCUCAGAAUGAAAACCCGUCGGAAACUUACGAUGACGUUGGUAGUAUCGUACAGACCGGCAACGAGCCUGUUGCGUACGACGAUAUUGUUAGUAUCGUACAGACCAACAACGAGUCCGUUUCGUACGAUGAUGUUCACAUCAAAGCAGAAAAAGACAAAUCGCUAAAGCCGUCGAAAGCGUCAAGUGUUAAACGUUCCUUCUUCGAGCGAGUGCGCAAUCGCAAAGAGUCCGUCAAGCGAGACGACAAAGUGCCAAAGUCGCCAAUAUCGCCAAGCCCCAAAACACCGGAGCCUGAUGUGCCAUGUUACGACGAUAUUUCGACAGCCCGAGCGAUUCAAGAGGAGAAUUAUUUAUCACCACCACCACCUAGGCCAAUUUAUUCUCGGCCACCGACGAUCAUCAAGUGUGCAGCUUCUGAGGAGAUUUAUGAUGACAUUGAUACUGGCAGCGAGAAGAAUGGAUGUAAAGGUUGUGCCAACGUCGACGUCAUCAGGGAUUAUCCGAAAAACGGUUCUUUUUUGUCGGACCUACAGUUGAGCAUCGAUCAAGAGCACUACCAAGUUCCAAAAUCUGGCAUCCGACCCGUGGAAUUAUCUCAGCCACCGGAAGAGACCUACGACGAUGUAGCAUUGUCAGAAACAUUUAAGAACCGACCACGCGAGACGCCGGAAAAAAGUAUGUGGAGUCGCUUUGGCAGCGGUAAACGGCCGAAGAUAUUCGACCAGGCAAACAGACAGUCAUCCGACGAGAUCGACGACGGUGAUGCUCAGCAACCAAAAGUCAAGCAGUCUAUCCAAAAACUCUUCAGUAAAGUCGAGAACACUUUUGGCAAAGCGACGAAAGCCAAUGGUGUUACGCAAAGUUGAUCCUUUCACGGUACUCGAAUCCGAUCGUGAUUUUAGAUCGUAAAUAGCCUUUUCAUCUUUCGAAAGCUGCGUACGAAAGUAAUAAGCAUUGAUAUAUCCGAGAUUAUCUCAGACUGUAGUACUUGUAGCGCGCGUGUGAGCGAAGUCUGAAAAUUCAUUGUCUAGAUUACAAAGCCAAUAAGUUUGCGCAAACAAUUAUUUUGUACUCUUUCACCUAAGUAUUAAAAAAUAUAAAUAAAAGCGGACCAUGAUAUUUGAGCGUUGCGAUUCAAAAGAUUGUGAACUUGUAAUAAACG
Messenger RNA from Phymastichus coffea, 2644 nucleotides. RefSeq lists its product as uncharacterized. NCBI's taxonomy places the organism in Eukaryota, Metazoa, Arthropoda, Insecta, Hymenoptera, Eulophidae. Bases 321 to 2348 code for a protein of 675 amino acids. The transcript is spliced from 8 exons. The record is from RefSeq and is a predicted model, not a curated record.